Molecule: messenger RNA, 1268 nt
Organism: Mytilinidion resinicola
Lineage: Eukaryota; Fungi; Ascomycota; Dothideomycetes; Mytilinidiales; Mytilinidiaceae
Product: putative alcohol dehydrogenase
Exons: 4
Coding region: 146-1204 (352 amino acids)
Molecular function (GO): oxidoreductase activity
Source: RefSeq, a predicted model, not a curated record
ACACAAUUUCAGAUUUCCUAUGUAUGGUCCAUCAUGUUGCAUCUCUUAAAUGUCACCAUAGCCUGAGAGUCUCCUCUACAAAGAUCAACUCUACCAUCAAACAUCAGUCCACGCACAAACGCCUCCCCUUCAAUCUUUAGCCAAGAUGCCUUCCGAAUGGCAGAUCCACAACGCUACUCGCACGAGCUGGACCUCCUUGGACGCCUUGAGUAAUCUCCGUCUCAACACCAACGUCCCCAAACCCACCGUCAUUCCCCCCAAGACAGCGCUCGUCCGCAUGAAAGCUGCGGCACUCAACGCUCGCGAUUUCAUGGUCCUCGCACACGACCCCAUUUACCCAGGAAACCAUGUCAACGACCUCGUCCCCUGUGCUGAUGGUGCUGGGGAAGUCGAAGCCAUCGGAGAGGGCAGCCAGUGGAAAGUCGGAGACAAGGUCCUCGUUCACCCGAACGCCUGGAUUGAUGAAGGGUUACCAGGACCGAUUCCUUUCGAAUGCCCUCAAAAGGGGGCAGAUAACGAGCAAGGUACUCUGCGCGAGUAUGCUGUUUGGGAAGACAGCCAUCUGAUCUCCGCGCCUUCGCAUUUGACGUUCGCAGAAAUGGCUGCGAUGCCGGCCUGUGGCGCUACGUCCGUGAAUGCGCUCUUCCAUGGGCCUGAGCCUUUGAAGGCGGGCAUGACGGUGCUCACGCAAGGCACUGGGGGUGUCAGCUGCUUCGCUAUCCAGCUGGCCUCCGCAAUCGGAGCCAGGGUGAUUGCAACAUCUUCGUCAGACGCCAAACUUGAGCUCGCGAAAAUGAUGGGCGCUACGCAUCUCAUCAACUACCGAACCCAUGCAAAUUGGGAACAAGAAGUGUUACGCCUCACCAACGGGAAGGGCGUCGACCUCGUCGUUGACGUAGCAGGCUCCGGGACCAUCGAGCAGUCUCUUGCGGCAGUUAAAUUCGGCGGGCAGGUCUCCUUAGUCGGCUUUAUGUCCGAAAGUAAGAAGACUGACCUUGUCCUGGCGAUUAUUCUUGGUGGAAAGACUGUCCGAGGAGUGGCAAAUGCUGGGAGCAAGGCGAUGGCGGAACAGGCAGCUCAGUUGGCUGAGAAAUAUAAGAUCCAUCCGGUUGUUGCGACAAUCUUUGAGUGGGAGGAUGCGAAGGAGGCAUUCGCGAUGCUUAACGCUCAGUCUGCUGUCGGGAAGAUUGUGAUCAAGAUCUAAUUCAUCGGAGUCUGUUGAUUCGAUCCAUACAGCAACCACAGAAACAAUGACAUUAUAAGACGUU